Thalassophryne amazonica is the source of this 1143-nucleotide messenger RNA. Its product is annotated as phosphorylase b kinase gamma catalytic chain, skeletal muscle/heart isoform-like. The transcript has 3 exons. Gene Ontology annotation, cellular component: phosphorylase kinase complex. Gene Ontology annotation, molecular function: ATP binding; calmodulin binding; phosphorylase kinase activity. Bases 1 to 438 code for a protein of 145 amino acids. The record is from RefSeq and is a predicted model, not a curated record. NCBI's taxonomy places the organism in Eukaryota, Metazoa, Chordata, Actinopteri, Batrachoidiformes, Batrachoididae. Gene Ontology annotation, biological process: protein phosphorylation; glycogen biosynthetic process.
AUGGAGGGGCACUAUCAGUUCAGCUCUCCGGAGUGGGACGACAGGUCGGACACUGUAAAGGCUCUAAUAUCCAGGCUGCUGGUACUCGAUCCAGCUCUCCGUCUGACUGCAGAACAAGCGUUAUCACAUUCCUUCUUCAGACAGUACCAGAAGGAGGACGUACGACUCUUCAGUCCCAGAAAGACAUUUCGAGUGUUGAUCAUCUCUGUGCUAGCGUGUAUCAGGAUGUACAGCCGUUAUCGCAAAGCUCGGCCACUGACUCGGGAGGUGCUGGGCAGAGAUCCUUACUCUGUUCGCGGCAUCCGCAAACUCAUCGACGGAUGUGCUUUCCGCAUCUACGGACACUGGGUGAAGAAAGGCGAGCAGCAGAACAGAGCCGCCCUCUUUCAAAACACAGCUAAGAUUGUGCUACUGGACCUGGAGGACUUUGACACUUAAAAACCUCAUGCCUAACCAUGUGGAUUUGUUGUUUUAUAUAUUACCAUUUGCAUGUACUGUUGUGUCAGCGCAUGCCUUAUCAAGUUACUGUGUUUAAUUUUACAAUGAGGAAUUCAGGGACCUGGACUUUCUUAUUCCUUACUGUGCAUCCCUUCUUUGCAGUUUAAGUUCAGGCAUGCUCAGUAGAAUUUUUUAUUAUUAUUAUAAUACUCUGAAGUUUUUCCUGAUGGAAACACCACAAAGUCAAGUCAGAGGGUUUGCAGAACAAAGCUAUUUGUGAUGCCACUUUGCAGAAUAGUACACAUUACACAGUGUCCUGAUUAAACACAUAACAAGAAGGUGCAUUGCAUACUGUAUAUUAGGAAUUUUAACCUUUUGAUCAUCAGUUAUGACUGAGGAAAGUGUUUCUAAUCACUGUGUGGUUAAAGCUGAUUUUUAAAGCACUGUGAUUGGUUAUUUAAUAAUCAUAUACACCUAUUGCAUAAAGGCUGUUUUACAAAUAUGCCACUGCAAACAAAGUACUAUGAAGCGAUAUAUGAGGACCUUUUGAAAUAUUUAUGUUCUGUACAGUAUUUUAGUUCUUUUUAGAAAAAAAAUACUUUAGCUGUCAUGCACAGAGCCUUUCCUCAAUAAACCCACUUAGUGUAACUGUGAAGUCUGACUGUAUCUAACACAAAUAUUCUAUUUAAUAAAAGAAUCAUGUAU